CUGUAUACGUGCUCGCCUAGCCAGCCCCCGCGUGUUUGUUGUUCCACUUCCAUCCGUCCCUCACACAUAAAGCGUGCGAGCUGAACCUAAUGGCUACUAGCCUUAUUUUCUGCGCUCCUGGCGGGGAGGGGAGGCAGUUUUCUCUUUCCGGCUUUCAUCUUUUUUAUUAGUUCUCUCUUCUCCCCUCAAAGCCAGGAACAGAAAAGGGGGGGGGGGAAUCAGGCCAGUUUUUGUUCCCUCCUCACCCAAUGACUGCAGGAAAGAGGCCGGAACACUCGAGAGGAGAGGAGGAGGUCGGCUUUGUCUGCACACGUCGGGAGGAUCUCCAGCCAAUUGCUCUCCUGCCCCGCCAGGCCUUACAAACUGUAUGAUGCACGCGAUCGCGAUGCACUUGUGAGUCAGACCGUCUCUUCCCCAACCUGCCCGGAAGCAGAGCGUGAGCGGCUCAGGGCUGGGGGCCGCCGCCGACUCCAGUCUGAUCUGCUGUGCACUGCGCAGAGGCGUUUUCUUGCUCUUCUACCCGAGCCGCCCCGAAGGCAACGGCGCGGGCCUCUGAGCUGUUCUUGUCCCUCCUGGGCUAUCCAAUCCCUGAGCCUCGGCUGCGGACAUCUGCCGAGUGGUAUCCGGGAAACAAGUAAGUAGGCAGUCCUUUGCGAGGGAGCGCCGGCUUCUCCGAAGCAGCAGCUGCCUCUGGGGAAAGUGGUUUUCCUUUGUGCUGGGUCUGAGUCAGAAGAAGAUGCCGUGAUGUGCGACGGCACGUAACGCGAGCCGGUUGAUUCGCUCUCCGGGAUCUCUCCCAGGAGAUGAAAGAAAUGGCUUGGCAGCAGAUGGGUCCCGACUCCCGAGGCCUGGAUGAUGCCGUUCCCGGAAGAUGAUAAAACUUGUUUUCCUCACCUGGAAGGCGCUCAGUGGAAUUAGCUCACAACAGCAGCUACUGAUGAACUGGGAGAUGCGGCAGUAGAACUGGUGAACGAGAGCAUUGAAUUUUGGAGACCACUCAGCUUCAUCCUGGCUUAUGGUCUACCCUUUAUGUCUCUUCAUAGCUGGCACCAUGGGCAGCAGAUGGAAUGCAGCAUGGCUCUUUCUGCUGGCAUUAAAAGCUUUUGGACUGAAAGAAGGUGACCUAAAGGCUUCUAUGAGCCUCAGUUGUUUUUAUCAGAUAGUUCCCCCUGCUGCUAUGCACUGCAGCUGGCUAACCCCAGAGCCUCCAAAUGUUAACGUCACCUACCAUCUCUGCUAUGAGAGCCUCAAAUACCGUCGUGGCCCAGCCCGCAGAGCGGAGGUCCCGAAUAAACAGAACUGGUUUGAUAUUGGAAGACGCAACCUGACACAUGGGGACAAAUACAAAGUUUGGCUGGAAGCUCACAGUGUGGCUGGGACAACAACAUCCAAUGAAUUAGUGUUCAACCUGGUUGAGAUAGUGAAACCCCCUCCUCCUGUUCUGCACCGCGUGAAAGUAAAUUCCUUUAAGGCUGAAGUGAGAUGGGAAAACCCUCAUUGGUCUGAAUUGCGCAGCCACCAGCCCCUCCUCUGUGCUCUUCAGUAUAGGAUUGCCAACGAUCAUGAAUGGACCUAUGUAAGUGAGGACCAUGUAAAUCAGGAAAGCCAUGGCUUAGAUGACCUGAAGCCAUUCACUUGGUAUGAAGUGCAAGUACAGUGCAUCCUAAAAAACCUAAAAGGUUUCUGGAGCGAUUGGAGUUCUUCCCAGUUUUUUCAAAGCCUCGAGGCUGCUCCACUGGGUCAGGUAGAUGUCUGGCGAAAAAUGGGUGCUUCUGAGAAUCGGGAGCCAAGCCUCCUCCUCCUCUGGAAGCCACUUGACCAAGAAGCAGCCCGGGGAAACAUCUCCGUGUACGAAGUUGCCUUCUGGGACCGCCGCAAGAAUGGUGUGACCACUAUGCAAUGCAUUUGCUGCAACGCUACCCUUCCCCGCACUGCCAGCUAUGCCUGGGUCUCGGCGCGCAAUUCCGUUGAUCAGACCCUGCCUGCCAACCUGAGCUUGGAACAAACAGAUCUCCCUGGCCCACAGGAUGUGGAGGUGCUAGUUGCCCAAGGCUUAGGUUUCAAUGUGACGUGGAAGCCCAGCACGAGCUCUCCGCAUGCCCAGCCUAAGGAGUACGUGGUGGAGUGGAGAGAAGAGAGUCUCGGCGAAGGAGAGUCCCACCUUGCAGAGGUGUUAAAUUGGACACGCAGGCCUAGUGGCAGCAACAGUGCCUUGCUGAUAGGAAACUUUAGACCAAAGAUACCAUACCUUGUGCAUGUGUAUGCUCUGUAUGCUCAAGGGAGCAAUGCCUCUGUCCCUGUCCGGGCCUACUUCCAGGAAGCAGCUCCAUCAGCUGGUCCCCAGGCACUGCAGGAGAGAAGCAUUUCCCCCACAACAUCACUCAUCUCCUGGAAGGAGAUUCCCUUGGCCAAGCGCAACGGGCAUGUCACUAACUAUACACUGUACCUCAAGAAUCCCACAUCAUGCAGCCCCAGGACCAUUGGUGCUACAGAGAGGAGCUUCACACUCUCGGACCUGGAGCCUGGGACUUCCUACCAACUCUCCAUGACGGGUUCCACCAAAGCUGGGGAAGGCGUGCCCAGCCACCAUCACUUCCGCACCCCAGCUCCUGCAGAUUCCCGCUGGCAGGUCACUUUGGCCAUCAUCUUAGUUGUGGGAUGCCUGGUUAUCCUGGCCUUCGUUGUGGUAUUUGUUAAGUGGAAAUGGUUCCUCAGCUUCUAUCACAAGGUCCUGCCCCCAUGGUGCUGGGAGAAGAUUCCAGAUCCAGGGCACAGUAUUGUGGUCUUGAAGAUAGAUGAGCAGGGUCCUGCACAUGCCACGGAUGCCUUGAGCCCAGCCAAGUCUUUGGAGAAGCUAGACAUUGUGGAGAUAAAGGAGUCAGUGCCGCAGCAGACACCUACACCUACACCUGCCCCUCUCCCUGCCCCGCCCCCUGCCCCUACUCCCAUGAAGAUUUCUGGAUACGAGAAACGCUUCAUGCCCACCCUGGAGGAGCUGCAGGGGCUGGUCUGAGGAGGGGAAAGUGAAUAAAUGAACCCCUGGGAGAAGGGGACAUGAAGACUGUUCCUUCCAUGUGUGGCAGGGUGCUGGUCCUGCUCAGACCCAGAGCAGAGUGACUGACUGCCAUUUCCUGUGAGGGUUUGUUCUUCAGUCUUGGAGAUACCUUAGGGGAAAGCUCUGUGCCAUUUUCUUUGGCCAUCACUGCAUCCAGUGUGUCUUACAAGCCAAGAGUGGAACUGCAAAUUGCAACCUCAAGUGGAGGGUCUAAUACUUUAGGCCCAAGUCAACAAACUCUGCAGGGAUAGCACUUACUACCUCAACCCAGCACAUCGUGAGCCAUAGAGGAGGCGGCCAAUGACCUUUCUAGGUGUCUAGGUCUCGGGGAGACAUAGCACUUGCUCUGGAGGUCCUUGGGGACAACGAUCGCUUGCUAAGCCGCAGUUCUUCUGUCUGGGCUCAGCCUUUCCCCCACCUUUCUGCCCACGACCAGAUUCAUGGGAGCCACAGUGGCAGCACUGUGAUGGUUGGUUCUUCCAUUCGCCUGAGCAGGCCCUGCUUCAUCUUCCAAUACAUGUGAUAGGAGCUGGUGCUACUAGAAGCAGGGCCUUUAGAACUGUAACUCGUGAGGCUGUGAAAUUGCCUGAGGAGUUAGGCUGAGGAGUUAGUGCUCCUAUUUGCUUUCUCUUAUGGAACGCUGUUCUAAAACCUUGUAUUUUUUGGUCUGGUUCCUCCCCUCCCCCAGCCCACUGGCCUCAGUAGAGGUUUCUUAUUACUCGUGGUGUAUUUGUUUGAAUGUUAGGAUAUUUUUGUAGUCCUUAUGUGAUGUGAACUUUGAACUUCUCCCCAGAAAAGUACAUUAAAAAUGCCAAAAGUAAGUAAAUCUAAAGUGGAAAGCCAUUUGGAUGCAUACAGACAUACAUUUUGGGAGAAUGUAAUGUGGCUUUUCCUAUGCUGCUCUGUCCCUGACUUUGUGUGACACAUAUAGCUGUUCCGUGCUGUGAAGGCGCAUUCUAUCUGCUUCCUCUAUACACAGGAAUGGGUCAAUUACUGGAGCGGCAGGCUGCUCCCACUCCAAAGAGGAGUGCGCCUCUAAGCACACAUUCGUUCGUUCAUUCAUUCAUUCUCUUUCUCUCCCACCCACACCCUACAGCACCUAACAACAGGUAUGUCUGUGUAUGCACCUUUUAGUUGAAUACUUUCUUGCAGAACAAUUUGCAACUGUGACAAGGUGACAAUCCCCUUUCCCCCACUAGGGGGCAGGACACAUUGCUAUUUGGCAACUUGGUCUAUAAUGGUGGUCAUUUUUUUUAAUGCUGAAAUCAAAUUUUCGGUUGCUGGAACACAUUAGAUGCCUGUUUGCUUUGCUUGUUUUGUUUUCCCUCUAGUGUUCUGUGAUUAUCCUCUUUAUGUGAUGAUUUCUACCACCCUUUCACACUACUUGUUUAAUGAGUUUAGAAUGGCAGGAAUCGCUUUUCUCCCUCGACAAUUGAAGAAUUGCUUAGAGCCUAAUCGACCAAAGCUUUGCAUUGCAAUAAUGCAGUUGAAGAGCUGGAAAUAUAUCCCAGAACACCUGGCUUUGCUCAAGCUCACCUGCCAGCUGAGAGGAUAAGAGCCCCCAACUUCCCUUGGGUGCAGUGUUCCUUCUAACAGGGAUUCCCAGAUGUUGUUGACUACAACUCCCAUGGUCCUCAAGCAAACGAAAUUGCAGCUGGGGAUUUUGGGAGUUGUAGUCAACAACAUCUGGGAAUCCCUGUUAGAGGGAACACUGCUUGGGUGCAGCUGGUUCUCCCUACCCUUAGGAGAAAGUUAUGUGGCUGUGAAGCAGGUCCCCUGAUGGUAUGGAUCCCAUGCAGUAUUAGUAGUUGGUGGGGCUGCACACAGAUUCAACGCCCAGAGUGCAACUGUGUUGUAUUUCAUUUUGACACAUGAUUUGGUAUCAAGCAUUCUCCAUUAAAGGCUUUCCCCUAAAACAGCAGGUUUCUAGCCCUUGCGACUGGGCGGGGGGAGUUGAGAACAGAUGAACAAUGUUUGGUGAAUGGUAAAAGCUGAAAGGGGUGGAGUUUCCAGUGGUGGGGCGGGACUUUAGAUUCAUGUGUGUCGCUUUGUCCCACCUCCAUGACUACAGUCAACUUACCGGAAAUUUUCCACUCCUUUCCCACCCGUCCCAACUCCUCAUCUAAAAAACAAACAAACAAACAAAACCCAAGUGCUUUAGAGAUGGAACAAAUUAUGCAAAAGAGAUAUAACUAAACACAUUUGAUUUUGUCAGAUCUGUUUGUUUUCUUGGUGCAAAGGCAUAUUAAUCCUUGUGACAGCUGUUAAUGUUUUCUUGUACAUUAAUGGGAAAACCGUCAUAAAUUUCAAAAAAGAAAGGGCUGCGGUAAGAAACCAGCUUUCUCUAGGCAGUAAUAGAGUAUUCUGUAAAUAACUCUGUAGAGUUGUACUAUUACAGGAUUUCUUAACCUUGGGCCCCCAGAUGUUGUUGGACUACAACUCCCAUCAUCCCCAGACAUGGCCUUUGUGGCUGAGGAUGAUGGGAGUUGUAGUCCAACAACAUCUGGGGGCCCAAGGUUAAGAAACCCUGUACUAUGUUCCCUUUUUCUCAGUCCCCAUCAUAGCAUGCAGACAAAUGCUAAUUAAAAGCCAUACUUUCCCAGUCUCACUUAAAUGAUAUGAUCUCAGUUUUAAGAGGAUGUUCUGUGGGCUAACCUACAUUUUAGUAUGACAGCCCUGCAUGUGUCCAUAUCCUCCUACAGAGGGGCAGAAUAUAGGAAUCCUCCUUUGAAGCAUCUUUGUAAUCCCCUAAUUCCUUACGAGUCAAAUGGAGACAAGAUUGUAAGGUUGCAAGUCUUCACUUCUGACCUCCAGGCACAAUAUAGUCUGCUCCCACACUUUUGCCCUUUAACAGUUUUUAAUAGUUUUUAACAUUGUGUUCAAUUUUAUUUUAAAUCAUUUUAAUGUUUUAUUGUAAACCACCCAGAGACAUGGGUUUGGGGUGGUAUACAAUCAGAUGUGUUUAAAUAAAUAAUAACACAGGUAAGGCCUUUUUAAAAUUUUUUUUUUUAAAGACACCUAAUGGCACAGCAGGGAAAUGACUUGACUAGCAAGCCAGAGGUUGCUGGUUUGAAUCCCCGCUGGUAUGUUUCCCCAGAGUUGAAGUCAGGAAACACCUAUCUCGGGCACUCUUAUGCUGCCAAACCAGCCACAUGUCAAUAGUUCGAAGGUGGGGGGGGGAUCUCUUUAAGGAUGGGGGAGAGUGUUCUUACCCCUCCCACUGCCUUUCCCUCACUGGCACUGCCUUUCAAAACAGUCUGGCAGGGCAGCAGCUUUGCUGCCCCAGUGCUGCCUCGGACCUGAAGUGACCAGAAGUCCCCACCACGCUGUGCACCCCCCCUCCUUUAAAGAGAUUCCCCCCCCAUGGGGAGAUUCCCCCCCAUCGGACCUCCGAAAAGUAUACAGUGUACUGUGCUUGAUUGGCCAGCAAACUCGCCUGACCUGACCCCAUAGAGAAUCUAUGGGGCAUUGCCAAGAGAAGGAUGAGAGACAUGAGACCAAACAAUGCAGAAGAGCUGAAGGCCGCUAUUGAAGCAUCCUGGUCUUCCAUAAUACCUCAUCAGUGCCACAGGCUGAUAGCAUCCAUGCCACGCCGCAUUGAGGCAGUAAUUGCUGCAAAAGGGGCCCAAACCAAGUACUGAAUACAUAUGCAUGCUUAUACUUUUCAGAGGUCCAAUAUUGUUCUAUUCUUCAAUCCUUGUCUUCUUGGUUCCAUGUAAUAUUCUAAUUUUCUGAGAUUGUGGAUUUGGGGUUUUCAUGAGCUUACGCCAUGAUCAUCACAAUUAUAGCAAAUUAAGGCUUGACUUCUCUCGCUUUGCAUGUAAUGCGUCUGUCUCAUAUAUCAGUUUCACCUUUUAAUUUGCAUUACUGAAAUUAAUGGACUUUUGCACGAUAUUCUAAUUUUCCGAGUUUCACCUGUAAAUUUAAAUUUAAAUUUAAAAAAUUGAUUUUAAUUAUCCAUUGAAAACUGAUCUCUUACUCCUUGAUUCUCACACACUCCUCUGUGUGGGUUUUUUUGAAUUGGAUUUAAUUUUGUGCUGCCUCCUUGGCCAACCUACCAGCCCAUCAGGCUGAGGGGCUCGUGCUGCUAAGUGCUGGGCUUCAGCUGUGGGGUGAGGAUCGUCGUGAUUACCCAUUACGGGAGAAGCUGGGGGGCAGUGCUGGAGAGUGGGAGAACUGAGGUGGCCAAGGUAUAUUGCUGUGCCUCAUCCUUAUUUCUGCUUUUACCCUGUCUUUUUGGUGAUUUUUCAGUCAUUUUCCUGGACUCUAGAACCUAACCCUCCAAUUCUCAUUGCUUAAGUUUUCAUUAUCCGGGGUUUCGUUAUCCAUGGUUGGAGGCUAGCAUGGAAUGCCCACUACCUGUACAUCACUUAGCAUGCAUGUUUACUGUGUGUACUCCCAUAGUAAACACUGUAAAGCUGAGGGGUGUAUAACCAGCCAGUGCUCUCUGAUGGCUGUCUAUCCCAUCUCUUGUGUGUUUACACAGUCAAACAUGCAGCCUCUUCGCCAUGCUUCAGGGUGUUACCAUUGCAAAUACACUUGCCAUUUAAAAUGUGAACCACAUCAGAAAGGAGGGGAAACCAUUCCAAAAUCAGUUAUACUAGAUUUCAGGGAUUCAGGAUACCUGGGUUCUUUUCCCCUGCUUGCAGAACAGAGGAUGGGGUUGUGUAGGACUUGGAGCAUGUUUAGUGUCAUUACUAAAUGGCUCUUUAUGCUGCGCUUGUCAGUUUCGAGUUUGCUUUUGACCUAUCUAGGGAGAAGCUGUGGUGCAAACUGCAAGCUUCUGCAGUUGAUCGCCAUUUGUUCCUCAGACACAAUUUAUAUCAGAAUUCUUGUCUGAAGGUAAGGUGUAACGCCUCAGGUCAUCUUUGUGAAGCAAUUCCAACCUUUAGAGGCAUUAACAGGGCUGCAUUUUAGCCCCACUUUUGUUGAAUUUUUUAUAUAAAUUAAUCUAGUUGCUUAUCUAAUUAACUCUGAUUUUCAUCCACUGAAAUUGGCCUCCAAACCCAUUACGAUUCUUCUUUGUGUGUAUGAUUCUGUAAUUUUAUCUCAAACUCCAAUUGGGCUGAGUAGGGCACAUAAUUCCCUUGCUGCUUAUUGUAGAGAGCAGGCUUUGCAGAUUAAUUACGCCAAAAUGAAGAUUAUGAGGUUUGCAAAGUGCCCAAAGACAACUUCUACAUCAAUACAAUGGUGGGGCAAAUUAGCAACUUAGACUUCCAUCCCCCUAAACUCGCAGGAGCCCACAUCUCUACCCUAUUAUAUGCGGAUGAUGCAGCAAUACUCUCAAGGACCCAAAUUGGCCUUAAACGAGCACUGAAGGCAUUGGCCCAGUAUUGCAAGGAAGAUCUGCUGGAGCUUAAUUACCACAAAACCAAAAUCAUAGCCUUUGCCAAAAGGCCCUUAUAGAUGGGCACAAGAUAGAACAGGUCCCUUGCUUUGAAUAUCUGGGGAUCGUCCUGCAUUCCUCCAGCUCUAGGAAGACAAAUGGGGAGUAUGCAGCAAUAAAUGCACAGAGGAGCUCCUCCGCUAUUUUUAAGUUCCUCCGAGCAAGAGUUGGCCACUACAUACCUGCAGCGCUAAAACUGUAUGAAGCCAAGCCGAUAGCACAGUUACUCUGCGGUGCCCAGCUCAUCCCUUUCCCCAGCUUUUCCAUGCUGAAACGCAUGCAAUCAAAGUAAUUAAGAGCAGUUCUUCAAGUACCAAGAUGUGUAUAUAACGCUAUCCUGCGACUAGAGACAGGCGUAAUGAAAGUGGAGGCAAGGUAUGGAUGGCCAUACUGAACUACUGGCCAAAGCUCUCCCUUUCCUCCUCAGGCCUAGCCCUGCUAACACUAUGUGAUGACUUCCAAUCCAGUUCGAAACAGACAGCUAUGAAUAGAAUAAAGUCCCUGGGCCUAUCCCCGCUUCACUUAGUUAACUUGGGGUACGACCUGGCCAAGGCACUCAUCAAACAACAUAUUACAGAUAUAGAGCGUCAAUCUGACAUAGGCAAGGCCCCUAACUUCCCUGUAAGUGAAGGACUCCGGUAUGUCAGCGCCCCCUUGUCAUACCUAACCCAAUUGGAGGUCGCAAAGCAUAGGGGGGCAUUACACUGCCAUGUGCUUCCCUCAGCCAUACUUGAAGGUCACUAUAGGAAGAUCUCAAUCUCAGAGUGCAAGUGUUCCUGUGGCUCAGAGCAGGUAGAAACAGCAGGACACUUUUUUCUGCAGUGCCUGUUCUACAGGGACAUCCGUGCCUCCCUCAUCUUACCACUAUUGCAUGGCUAUCCUGGGUGAACGGACCGGUUCUACACCUCUUUGCUGCUCUCUGAUAGCAACCCUGCUGCCACCUACAGUGUCGCCAGGUUCUGUGUGGCAGCUAUUCAUAUCUGGCGGACGAUGAUCACGCGUGCUCAGAGCCCACCUCUCUGAACUGGAGGACAGCCAUGGCUUCUGCCUUAGUGUGGCAACCCAACAACCUAUAGACCCACAACUUCCUGGCUACUAUUUUACUGGCUUAUAUUUUUGUGUAUACUAUACAAUAUCCUUUUAACGCAUAUUAGCUCUUAUUAUUUUAAAUGAUGACUGUCAUGAUUUUAUAUGUUUUAAAUCUUUUAAAACCUUUUCUUACUUUAUAAGUAUGCAACACAAUCUAGGGUACUGCUAUAUGGUUUGUUCCUAUGCGUCUUAUUGCAGCCGUAGUUAAAUCAAAAUGUAGCCCAGAGUCUACUAUGUCUCUUAUUAGAGCCAUCGCUAGAUUUUUAGUGCAGUCACAUGCCUAAUUUUUAUAUUUUAAAUCAUUUUAUGUUAGUAAUGUAUUUUAGCGUCUCAUAUUUCUUAUUGUAUAAUUUAAAUGAUCUUAUGAUAAUUUUAGAGUGUAAAAUUUAUUGCUACUUAGGUUUUAAAAUGUACUUUAUGCCGGUCUGUGACCAUAAUAAAGGUUGAUUGCCCAAAGACAUUGGCCUGGUCCCUUGAUGGACCAGGUAUUUGGGGAUCGUGUUUCAAUCUUCCGGUAGCUGUAAGGCCCAUCUAGAGUAUGUACAGCAAAAUGCAUGGAACUCUAGACGUGCCCAUUUGAUUCCUGCAGCAAUUAGGCUGUUUGAAUCUAAAGCCUUGGCACAACUUCUAUACGGUGCCCAACUUGGACUGUACUCGAAUGCCUUUGCAUUGGAUGUGGUGCAGUCCAAGUUUCUAAGGAAGUUAUUCCAAGUAGCCCACAGUGUCCCUAUUGCAGGAGCUGGGUUAUGUAGGGUAGAGUCUAAAACAGGGUUUCUUAACCUUGGGCCCCCAGAUGUUGUUGGACUACAACUCCCAGAAUCCCCAGACAUGGCCUUUGUGGCUGGGGUUUCUGGGAGUUGUAGUCCAACAACAUCUGGGGGCCCAAGGUUAAGAAACCCUGUUCUAAAAUAUGGCUUUGUAUAUUUAAAUUCUGGCUUAAGGUAAAUUUCUACCCUUUGGGGCUGACACUGUUGAUGUUGGCGGAUAAUUUCACCUCUAAAUUGGAAUACACACUUGAGAAGAAGUUGUGUAUCUAUGGUUUUUCACCACAGGUAUUAAUAGUGAUGGCUUUGAUCAAGCCAAAUUGCUGCUUUGUCAAAGGAUAUCGGAUGUAGAGUGACAGAAUGACAGAAGCCUUAUUUCUAAGGGAGUAGUAUUAGCAGUGAUAUAGGAAGAUGCUGAAAGGCAUCAUCUCAUACUGCGUGGGAGGCAAUGGUAAACCCAUUCUGUAUUAUACCAAAGAAAACCACAGGGCUCUGUGGGCGCCAGGAGCCAAAAUCAACUUGACGGCACACUUUACCUUUAGUAUUAGGAAACCAAUUUUCGAAUAAGAGACCAGCUAGGAACCGUAAUCUCCUUAGGACAGCAAAACAUUGAAGGGCAUUUAACCAGGCAUGUGUUAAUGCUCUGGAUACUUCAGUUCUCUUAGGGAGAUUUAUUAAAGUUCAAUUUGAUGAGUGUUUUUGUCCUUGCAAAUCGGGAGCUAUUGAAACAAUGGCUCACAAGUUACUUUAUUGUAGCUUCUAUAGGGAUAUCUGUAGUGUGUAUAUAACUGGUCUCCGAAUGGAGUGCUUCUGACACAUCCCACUUCUGACACAACUCAGGAGAGCUGGUCUUGUGGUAGCAAGCAUGAAUUGUUCCCUUUGCUAAGCAGGGUCUGCCCUGGCUUGCAUUUGAAUGGGAGACUACAUAUGAGCACUGUAAGAUAUUUCCCUUGGGGGUGCUCUGGGAAGAGCAUCUGCAUGCAUGUGUGCUUGCAUGCAAAAGGUUCCAGGUUCCCUCUUUGGCAUCUCCAGAUAGGGCUUGGAGAGACUUGCCUGUAACCUUGGAGAAGCCCCUGCCAGUCUGUGUAGACAAUACUGAGCUAGAGAACCAGAGGUCUGACUCAGUAUAUGGCAGCUUCAUAUGAAUGUUCGUAUAUAUUUUUAGAAAACUUCUUGGGUCGUUCUGAUGAAUUUUAUACCCAACAUCAUCUUUCAGAUCAUGAUGAUAAAAUUUCUUAUUCAGUUGCUAAGUUUUGCCUUAUAGCUAGUAGAAUUUGCAAGGAUAUGACAUCUAAUUGAAUAGCUAAGUAAUAUCUAUUGAAGUCAAGUAAAGUGUGCAGUCAAGUCGGUGUUGACUCCUGGCGACCACAGAGCCCUGUUUUUUUCUUUGGUAGAAUAUAGGAGGCGUUUACUGUUGCCAUCUCUUGCGCAGUGUGAGAUGAUGCCUUCCAGCAUCUUCCUAUAUCGCUGCUGCCUGACAUAGGUGUUUCCCCAUAGUCUGGGAAACACACCAGUGGGGAUUCAAACCGGCAACCUCAUGCUUGCUAAGCAAGUCAUUUCCCCACUGUGCCAUUAGGUGGCUAUCUAUUGAAGUAAAUCAUUAUAAAUUGUGAUAUUAAAACCCUGGGCAGGGGGGAGGGAAUAUAUUCUAAUUUUAUGUAUUCAGUUACUUUGUAUAUUAUGUACUAUGUAUUAUUUGUAUUUAUUUUUUAAAAAAAUUUCUCUUGCCUGGUGGCCAAAAUGAAA
Messenger RNA from Hemicordylus capensis (graceful crag lizard), 12040 nucleotides. RefSeq names its product interleukin 27 receptor subunit alpha (gene IL27RA). Gene Ontology annotation, biological process: positive regulation of activated T cell proliferation; cytokine-mediated signaling pathway. Gene Ontology annotation, molecular function: interleukin-12 receptor binding; interleukin-23 binding; cytokine receptor activity. Bases 1016 to 3013 code for a protein of 665 amino acids. The transcript has 16 exons. The record is from RefSeq and is a predicted model, not a curated record. Gene Ontology annotation, cellular component: interleukin-12 receptor complex; external side of plasma membrane; interleukin-23 receptor complex. NCBI's taxonomy places the organism in Eukaryota, Metazoa, Chordata, Lepidosauria, Squamata, Cordylidae.